GUUUCUGGUACGGAUCGAGUAGUGACAGGACUCGUCCCUUCGUGAUAAUGUACUACAAUACCCAUAAGGCCUUGCGCUGGACGCGGGAACGUGCUUGCUCGUGACGUAUUAAAUUUCAGCCGGGAGAAUCAAAGUACAACAAAACAGCGUGCAGAAUUGUGACGUGGACGAAGACAACAUGCAGAGAAACAGCCGUCUGAAGCGCGAGCUGCACAUGCUCAGUACCGAGCCUCCGCCUGGAGUGUCCUGCUGGCAGCUGGACGAGAGAGUGGAGGAGCUGCAAGCCCAAAUUGUCGGAGGUGCCAACACUCCUUACGAUGGUGGAUUGUUUACACUGGAAAUAAAGAUCCCCGAUAGGUAUCCGUUUGAACCUCCCAAAAUGCGUUUCCUGACACCUGUCUACCACCCCAAUAUUGAUAACGCAGGCCGGAUUUGUCUUGAUGUGCUGAAAUUGCCACCCAAGGGUGCAUGGAGACCUUCACUGAACAUCUCCACAGUGCUGAGCUCAAUACAGCUUCUCAUGGCAGAACCGAACCCAGAUGACCCAUUAAUGGCAGAUAUUUCCUCAGAAUUUAAAUACAACAAAGUGGCUUAUUUGGAGAAGGCCAAAAGAUGGACGGCGAAAUACGCAACACAGAAGAACAAGGGUCAUGUGGAAGCUGACCAGAAGAUCCUUGAAGACAAAAGCACUAAAACGGCACCGAAGAGAGAAGCACUUUCAGCGCAAGAGAACGUGGAACCCCACAAGAGAGUGUGCAUGUAGAUGUCUUAGGAUUAGUAUUUGUCCUUAUUCAUGUACUCUGUCUUAUGUGUGUAAUGUUUAUUAAAAUCAUAUUAUUAAAUAGUAUUUAUGGCAUUAAUAGAAAUAUUAACACUGAGAAUAAACCUGGUUCAAAAGGCACAUGGACAUGCA
This is a messenger RNA of Hemibagrus wyckioides, 913 nucleotides long. RefSeq names its product ubiquitin-conjugating enzyme E2T (putative) (gene ube2t). Bases 179 to 763 code for a protein of 194 amino acids. Lineage: Eukaryota; Metazoa; Chordata; Actinopteri; Siluriformes; Bagridae. The record is from RefSeq and is a predicted model, not a curated record. The transcript has 7 exons.